This is a messenger RNA of Trichobilharzia szidati, 2618 nucleotides long. The record is from the annotation of a GenBank genome assembly. Lineage: Eukaryota; Metazoa; Platyhelminthes; Trematoda; Strigeidida; Schistosomatidae.
GCGUCCAUUUAACCUCGUAUGGGUAAUGGAUUAUGAAGAACUUACUGCUGAGGAGAAAGAGAGGUUACGGUUUAUCGGACAGCAGAAAGCUCAAUUGAUGAAAAAUAUUGAGUCACUCAAACUUGAGCUGAAUGAUAUAACGAAUCAAAUCGAAAGUUUCGGUUUCACGAUUGAUGGAGAAGACCCAUCUUUAUGGCGGCUUGCACUUGGAUGUAAAAAAUUUAAUAGCAAUCCGAAGCAGGGUCUCGAAUACCUUUUCGAUCAAAAUAUAAUAGAGCGAUCUCCUGAAGAUGUGGCUAAGUUCUUCAUUGAUCAAAAUGAUAGUAUAUCUAAAUAUGCUGUUGGGACUUAUAUCGGAGAAGUUCGAAAAGAAUUUAACAUGCAAGUCUUGGAUGCAUUUACAAAGUUGCACAACUUUAAAGAUCAGGAGUUUCUACCAGCUCUAAGACAAUUCUUGCUUAGUUUUCAAUUACCAGGUGAAAGUCAAAAAAUCGAUCGUAUUUUGACAAGUUUUUCUGAACGUUAUGUAGAACAGAAUCCGACAGUUUUCAAUUCACCGCACGAGGCGUAUGUAUUGUCCUAUGCUGUUAUCCUGUUGAACACAACACUGCAUAAUACCAAUGCAAAAAGUCAUAGUCUUGGUUUAGCCGAAGAAAAGACAUUUGUACGUACAAUGAUGGAAUUCGAUGAAGAGACCAAUUUAUCUGAAGAUCUUGUUCGUAAAAUUUAUCAUGCUAUUAAAACAGAACCACUUCGUGCUGUUUCUGACGAUCUAUCAGUAUAUGGUACCAAUCAGAAUAAUGCAAUUCAUAAAGGAUGGCUAUGGAAACUCGGCGGUAGAGUUAGAAGUUGGAAAAGACGAUGGUUUGUGCUGACAGAAGAUAAUCUACUUUAUUAUUUGACACCUGAACGUUCUCGUCAAACAAAAGGUGUCAUCCAAUUGGAAGGGAUUAAUAUUCGACUGAUAAAUGAUAAAACGAAAGAAUACUGUUUUGAAUUAUUUUGUCCACGGAAUCAAUUGAUUAAAUCGUGUAAAGUUGAAAGAGAAUUAGCCUCAGCUCCAGGUCAUCACACAGUAUAUCGAAUGGCUGCACCUACGCAAGCUGAACGUGAUGAAUGGAUUCGUAUGCUUGAACGUGUUACGCAUCGAUUAGCUGAACGACGUGGUACACGAAGUAUCAGUGUCGAUUGUACUUCUAGUAGUAGUAGUACUGCUGCUGCUGCUUUUGGUGGUGGUGGCGGUGGGCCUGGAUCAUCAUCAUCAAUGACUAUAGGACGAAAACCAGGCGGUAGUCAUUUACCGCCUCCUGUCUCUUCUGUAUCACUUCGACGUAAUGGUGCUGGCAGUCAACCAGAUUUACCUAGUCAACAGUCUGUGUUAAACUAGUUCUUAUUAUGUUGUUUUUUUAUUUAAAAAAAUUUGUUUUCUCCCCUCUUUGUUUUGAUGCAUUUUUGGUGCAUUCUGAUGAUUGUAAAGUAAAUAUUUUGAUUUUUUGAUUCUUUGUUUGUUCACUUAUUUAUUUAUUUUCUGUGUUUUUGUAAUUCCUGUUAUCCACACCUCAUUUGUUGACAAAACAGAGGCACAAAGACCGAUCGUGAUGAUCGAUAAACUCUGCUUUCCCCACUCCCUCCCCAAACCCAAGUUGUGAAUUUCAUUAGCAUAUAUGUCAAGCGAAACACAUUCCUGUUAUUCUUCGCCUUUUCCUCUCCUAUCCGCCUACCCACCUCUCCAACACAUGUUUUCAUUGUUCUCGUUUGAUCUGAUCUGAUCUGAAUUAUUUAUUUGCGAUCCCAAAGAUUUGUCUGACUGUUCGUUUUUAUUUUGUUUUGUUUUGUUUGUUUUUCUGGUAAUUGGAUCUUGUUUAUGUGUAGUUUUUAUAUUGUCUGUCAAAUGUUCCCUCUCACACAUGCACACACACACAAAGAGUCAUAGUCAGUCAAUCUACUCACUCAUCUCCCCACCCCCAACCCAUGGUGUACGUGUCAAUGGGGCAAAAUGAAAUACGUGAGAAAGUAGACAAACACGGGAUUUAUGACUGUAUAAAAUGUGUCCUUGUCAAGAUUGGAGAACAAACGCAGUGUCCGUUUGUGUGUGAAAUACCGGGGUUGUUUUUCCUUGUCUGUCUGUUCGUGUGUUUGUUUCCUCAUGUUUUCUACUGCUACUUCUAUUCUCUCUAUAGUUUUACCCAUCCAUCUAGGCACUCAGUCCCUCAUUCAUGGAUUCAUUCACUGAUUCACUGUCUCCUCUGUUAUGUGUACAUGGGGAACGAACCCCCCCCCUCCACUUUCUCUUUUAAUAUGUGGGAGAGACACAAUGUAUAUUCUGUGUAUUAAACGCUAGAUUCUUUUUGAUGAAAGUACUGUCGUUCUUCCUCUUUUUUUAAAAUUUCUAUUCGUCUUCUCUCUUCGAGGUUUUUGCCUUUUCUGUUCAUAGUUGUAUGGUAUUCACUCCCGUUACUCUAUCGAUCUAUCUAUCCAUCUGUCUAUUUGACGAUAGAGAUCUAACUUUUGGUGUAUUCCUCUUCGGCUUCCUCUUCUUCUUCAGCAAUGGUGUUAAUAAUAUAUUUGUUCUUAUUCCUUCAGUAGUAAUAAUAAUAAUAAUAAUAAUAAUAAUAAUA